GUCAUCGAUGGCAUUCAGAGUGAUGUCAUCGUGGCACAUGUCGGCUUCUACAUCGGUUCCAGAGCAGGUAGAUCCAGCAUCAUGGCUCCGAAGGUGAGACAGCAAGUUGAAGCAGUCUCCUUGGGCCCACAGGUCCGGGAGGGAGAGAUCGUUCAUCCAACUGCGGUGCUGGUAGCUGUGAAGCCGUGUCGACCAUGCCAUGGGUUCAAGCGGGUGGGUUUUUCCAGCAGUUGCCCGGAUCCUUCGUUUACGAGGUCUGGGCGACGUGCGAUGUCGACUUCAAUGAACACCUUGGAAAUAUCGAACCUCGGCAGCUCUGAUGAGCGGAUUGCAGCCAGGCGACAGCGAGCAGAGGCCAAGCUCAAGCAGGACAAGGAGGAGGCGGAAGGUAAGAAGACCAAGAAGGACGACACAGCAGAGCAGGUUUCACUCGGCAAAGAGCAGUAUGCAAAAUCGGUGGCGGAACUCGAGCGCUUCCGAACAGAAACUUGGGAAGAGUUGACCAGCAUUCGUGUACGUUUCGACGACCAGGAGAACCAGCGUCGUAUUGUCGAAGAGAACAACCGUCUGGACAGAUACGAGGCUCUCCAGAUCGAAGCUGUUACCAGCGGACGCAAGAAUGCAGCUAUUGAGAUGAAGUGGGCUGACCUUCUAAACAUGGACAUUCCGCAGGAGCUGAACGACCAGCUCCAGUUUCAGAAGAUUGCUUGUGGAGACAUCAUCAAGUCCAAAGAUAGGCGGAUAGACGACUUCAAAGCCGAGUUGAAAAACAAGGAUGAAGAGUACAUCAAGAUGCUCAAGCAGCAAAGCGUGGACAUCACCACCCUCAUCUCCAAGAUGCGGGAGCAGUAUCACGCACUGAGACAGCAUUACGAGAAAGAGCUGGAAGAUAUCGAGCAAGCAUUUGAAGACGAGCGAAAAGAGAUGCUUCAGAAGAAUAAAGCGGAAAUAGAGGCACUGUUUGAGAAGAGAAGACAAAUGGAGGAGAAUGAAUUCCUCGAAAGACGGCAGGAGCGUGAAAGAGGAUUUCAGCAGCAAAUAGAAGAGCUCAGAACGGACAAUGCUGAUGGAUACAAUAAGUGCAAAAUUGCACUGGAAAAGGGUAUUCAGGAACUAGAGCAGCACUUGGAGAAGAUGGUUGCGACAUACCUCCUCAACAAGGAGAAGCUGGAGUACAAUCUCCAGGUUCUUUCUGAACGAAACAAGGAGCAUACUGCCAUCCAGUCUUCGUACAAAAACCGCUUGAAUCGACUUCGGGAGACUUUGAAUACCCUGAUGGGUCGGUACAACACCUUGGACCAGAAGUACAAGACUCACAAUCACGAGCUCACAGAAGAGUACAAGCGCCUGACCAAGCAGUUCAAGGACCUGCAGGAGAAGUUUCAACACUUCGAGCAGGCCGACGAGAAGAAGUUCAGAGAGGUUUGGGAGAUGAACGAGGCCGAGGUGCGAGGUCUUAUGACCAAGGUCCUCGAGGCAGAUCGGCUUCUUCAUGAACAGCAGCUGGGCCACGAGUGGGUCCCUCCAAAGGAGGAGCUGCUACAGCAGGAGUUGGACACUUUCUCGGAGUCGGGCACGACUACCGGGAAGAGCACGGCUCUGGAGUCGGCCGAAAUGGGGCAGUCAGACUCCGGGAAGUUUUCUGCAACGAAGGUCAAGAAGGUAUUGGAUCUCAUAAAAGAGGAGACCCAGUUCCUGCUCGACAUGAAGGAUUCUAGGGACACUACGAUUUCAUCAGAUGUCAUCCAUUUCCGUCUCUCUCAGCCAUCACGGCCACCCGGGCUUUUGCCAGUUCUUGCAGCCAUGCGACGCAAGAGCCCGGGGAGUGCGGGAAAUGGCGGGCUGGAGCGGCCGAUCUCUCAGGAGAUGGAGGCAACACAGCUCUUGGAGGUGCGGAUCGCGACCAGCGACAUGGAAGCGCAGGAUGGGACGCUGAUUCCCAGGCUUGCAAGCAUGGUGAACCGAGCCUAUGGCUACAGGCGAAUCUCUGAGCAUGAUGUUCGCAGUCGAGUGGCCAUGGGGGAUGGUGGAGGCUGUGCCAACAGAGUGUUGCAUUUGGCUUUCCGCGAUUCUCAGCUUGUUGGCUGCUGCUCCUCCACGAUACAGCCGCCAUUUACGUGCUGCGGCUGCGGACACUGGGGGCUGAUGGUCGUGGAUCCUGCAGCGCAGGGCUCUGGCGUCGCUUCGGCCCUGGCGGUGGCUGCCGAGCAGCGUCUAGCCCGGGCAGGGUGCGUGGCGGUGCAGAUCGAGUAUCAGUUCACGGUCGGCGACGAGUUUUGUGAAAGGCUGCGUGGCUGGUACGAAGGGCAGCUUGGUUUCCGAUGCCUCACUGGGGCGCCCAGCGCCGUCACAGGCAGCCGAGAGUUUCGUCUUUGCCACAAGUGGCUACGGCCCACUGGCCCAUAUGAUUUCGAAGAGGUUGCGUACCCGCCGCUGGUCCGUGACCAGCUGGCCGAGCUCCCUCCCGAGCAGCGGGACGCCCGGGUCUUGCAGAUCGAUGCCCUUCUUCGCUACAUUGGCGUGGAAGGGCAGCAGGACGUGGAUUUGCUGGUGCAGGUCUUCUAUCGUGGUCAGGAAGAGGACGACGAAGCCCUCAUGGCCCCGUCCCUGAUCCAUUUGGCCCUCUGCGUGGAGCCCGAUGAUGUACUCCAACUCUUGAAAGAUUUCAUAGAGGAGCUUGGAAACAUGCCAGAGAAGGAGAACAUGAGGAUCGCGGACGUGGCUCCUGAUAAGAAGAAAAAGGCACGGACCCAGCAGCUCGGCAGCGAGAGCGAGGCAGAUCGCAAGGCACGCCGGCGACGAGAAGAAAGGAAGUUCUGGGAGCGAAUGGGCCACGUGAUCCCAGACAUGAACUUCCGUGUUUGGAAGGCAUUGGACGUGUUCCUCAAGCGCUACUAUGACCUUCUGCAAAAGAGAAGCAAGGCAACUGUUAGUCAGGUCACAAUGCAGAAACAAAACGAAGAGCUGAAGGCACUGUUAGAUCAGUACUUGGGCUCGAAAGUCAAUGAGGAACUGCAGGUGCCGCCGACGCAUGUCAUCACUGUGGUCUUGGACUCGGAGCCUCGUGUCGAAUCUUCUGGUUGCUGGACCCUAGCAGCCGCAGCCGCAGCUGUAGAGGGACGCCACGGUGGCUUGUCGCAGAGAGCUGACGCGGAAGGAGAAGGGCCAUCCCUCCAGCGGAUCAGGCAGAUCGAGAGUUUUCAUAUCGUGUUCGGCGUAGCGCAUAUCUAUGCCUCGUUCAACGACACCUUCGUCCACGUGACAGACCUGUCUGGGCGCGAAACCAUUAUGAGGGUGACCGGCGGCAUGAAGGUGAAGGCUGAUCGAGACGAAUCGUCGCCGUACGCUGCGAUGCUUGCAGCGCAGGACGUUGCGGCUCGCUGCAAGGAGCUUGGCAUCGGAGCUUUGCACAUCAAGUUGCGGGCGACAGGGGGCACCAAAACGCGAACUCCGGGGCCAG
Molecule: messenger RNA, 3460 nt
Organism: Symbiodinium necroappetens
Lineage: Eukaryota; Dinophyceae; Suessiales; Symbiodiniaceae
Source: the annotation of a GenBank genome assembly